AUGGCAAAACGCUGUUCUUCCCUCCCAUUUACGAUCCUUCUUUUACUAUUCAUACUUCAUGCAAGUGCGCGUAAGGUACCUGGCAAUACGAGCCAUGGAGGAGAGCAGACUCUCGUGCAUGCAAGCGCACCAGUGCCUGCUGAGUCCCCUGUGGCCACUGGUAUUGCUGAGAAGAAGCACUUUAUCGUCGGCGGAGUCGGUGGGUUCGCUGGCAUGGGUGGUUUUGCUGGCGUUGGGGGUAUUUUGCCCAAGUUCGGUGUCGGAGGUGGUCUCGGCAAGUUCGGCGGUAUCGGUGGAUUCGUUGGAAUUGGUGGUGGCCAUAAGGGUUUCGGCGGUGGUAUAGGUGGCUUGGGUGGCGGUGCGGGAGGCCUUGGUGGACUCGGAGGUGGAGCUGGAGGCUUAGGUGGACUUGGUGGGGGCGGUGCGGGAGGCUUGGGUGGUGCUGGAGGUGGCGUCGGAGGUUUAGGUGGAGCUAGCGGUUGUGGAGGUGGCGUGGGUGGGGUUGGUGGCGCUGGUGCUGGCGGUGGCUUAGGUGGAGGAGCUGGCGGCGGCGGCGGCGGCUACCACCCUUAUCAACCUUUGCAUCCUUAG
Neltuma alba is the source of this 591-nucleotide messenger RNA. Its product is annotated as glycine-rich protein 5. The transcript has a single exon. NCBI's taxonomy places the organism in Eukaryota, Viridiplantae, Streptophyta, Magnoliopsida, Fabales, Fabaceae. The coding region runs from base 1 to 591 and encodes 196 amino acids. The record is from RefSeq and is a predicted model, not a curated record.